Molecule: messenger RNA, 674 nt
Organism: Chanos chanos (milkfish)
Lineage: Eukaryota; Metazoa; Chordata; Actinopteri; Gonorynchiformes; Chanidae
Gene: hbae4
Product: hemoglobin alpha embryonic-4
Exons: 3
Coding region: 213-638 (141 amino acids)
Biological process (GO): oxygen transport; hydrogen peroxide catabolic process
Cellular component (GO): haptoglobin-hemoglobin complex; blood microparticle; hemoglobin complex
Molecular function (GO): peroxidase activity; haptoglobin binding; heme binding
Source: RefSeq, a predicted model, not a curated record
UCUCUUCAAUACAAAUUUUAAAAGCGUGUUUUCGUAAAUCGGGAAAUUCGAGUGUUUAUGGCACGUCUGUUGUGCUAGCCGAGCAGCAUUGGGGGAAAAAAUGGUCAAACAACGGUGUUUAGUGUUCUUUGCUCCGCGUUUCACAUGAGAAAAUAUUUUUCAGCUCCGCUCGGGAAAAAACAGUAUACUUGGUCUGUCGUCAAAAUAUUAUAAUGCUUUCCAACUACGAAAAAGAGCUACUUGUAAAAAUUUGGGACAAAAUGACUCCAGUAGCUGAGGACAUUGGAUCUGAAGCUCUUUUAAGGAUGUUUACGACGUUCCCUAAGACAAAAACAUACUUUGCUCACCUAGACAUCAGCCCCCGCUCUGAGCACCUGCGCUCUCAUGGUAAGAAAAUCGUUUUGGCAAUAGCAGAAGGAGCCAGAAACAUAAACAAUCUAGCCACUACGUUGGCACCCCUCAGCAGAUUCCACGCUUACCAGUUGAGAAUUCAUCCUACAAACUUCAAGCUUCUCAACCACUGUAUGCUGGUGACACUGGCUUGUCAUAUGGGUGAUGAGUUUUGUCCGGUUGCGCAUGCUGCGAUGGACAAGUUCCUGUCUGCAUUUUCUGCAGUGCUGUCUGAGAAGUAUAGAUAAGGCCCAACCAGCUGACUCAACAUAUUUUAACAACAU